Messenger RNA from Zingiber officinale, 8557 nucleotides. RefSeq names its product serine/threonine-protein kinase ATR-like. Gene Ontology annotation, molecular function: protein binding; protein serine/threonine kinase activity. The record is from RefSeq and is a predicted model, not a curated record. The transcript is spliced from 14 exons. NCBI's taxonomy places the organism in Eukaryota, Viridiplantae, Streptophyta, Magnoliopsida, Zingiberales, Zingiberaceae. Gene Ontology annotation, cellular component: nucleus. Bases 108 to 8267 code for a protein of 2719 amino acids. Gene Ontology annotation, biological process: telomere maintenance; DNA damage checkpoint signaling; protein phosphorylation.
UCCGGGUUUCGGGUUCCGGAUUUCGGGUUCAGAGGGAUCGAGGGCGAGGAGAGGGCGAAAUCGCGAGGAGCCGUUGCAGUGCCGCCGCUGCCGCCUCCACCGCCGGUAUGGCCAACAUAUCCAGCCUCAUCCACGAUCUGAGGGAGCGGAUCGCCGCCUCUACCUCCGUAGCCGCGUCAUCCUCCAACUGCGAGGACCCGGUGGAGACAAAGUUCCGCGCCGUCCUUCCCAAUCUUCUACACUCCUACGUCGUCCCCUCUUCUACAGGUAAUGAGAGGGAGGUCACCGCUGUUCUCAAGCUACUUUCAUACACAGCUCGCAACUACCCGGGUGUCUUCUUCCAUGGUCAGGCAGCUGCCGUACUUCCUGUAGUCGGCCGUGUAUUUCCAUUCUUUGCGGAACCUGCCUUCUGUUCCCGUCAUGGAGUCAUCUUUGAGACCGUCGCUUCUCUUCUCUCACUCCUCCGAACUGGAGAGCGCGAAGUCUACCGCCAAUUCUUUUUGGAUGCCAUGGACGUUGUUCAAGGUAUAGUUUUGCCUCUACUGUUUUUACCCGUCUCUCCUGUAGAAUUUAAUUCUCAAUUUUGUAACUGGCUUCCGUUCACAGAUGUUUUGUACAUUUCAUCAAAUUGCGAAAAGAAAUCAAGAGCACCCUCAGAUAGAGUUUCGUUGAAGUGCUUCAGCGAGUCCUUUUCUUUGAUAUUAGAUUGCCCUGUGACAUUUAGUGAGCUUCCGGUUUGUUGCCGACCUCUGGAUGGCCCGGGUGUACUGAUUGACCUCACUGACAAAAAGAGAUGGCAACCAUUUGCUGCAUGGACGAUCAGACUUAUUAACAAGUGUCUGAUGGAAGGGACACUCCAUGUGGAAGGGCUUAUUAAUGUUUCUUUUGCUUAUUCAAUCUGCUCUUUACUGUGCUAUGGGGAUGCUACUUUGCAUAUGGCUUGUUUUGACUUUGCACGAAUAACAACUACGGUGAUCGAUGCAGAUGUUAUACCUGUUGAAAAUGUAAUUCGUUCAAUAGCAUGCAUACUGUCUCUUGAUGAAAAUAAGUCUGUGACAUUCAGAAACACAACAUAUGAUUCUUGUAUGGGUGCUUGCCUCCAUCUGCUACAUUCUUCUUGUCCAGAUAAGAUUAUUGAAUCUACAGCUAGUGAGAUUAUUAAUGUUUUCUCUAGAUCCAUAUGUAGCACAGAGAGUAGUGAACUUCAGAUAGCUAUGUGCAGUGCCUAUGUAAGAAUUGCUAAAAGUUGCCAUCCACAAAUUUGGGAACCUAGACUUCUUGUUAGGAUGCUAUGCUUGGAAAGACCUUGUCUACCCUUGAUUCAAUGUAUCCAAGCAGCAAUCACUAUACUGAUUCCCAGUGAUGCCCUAGAAGGUGAAGUUGAUGCUAGCACAUCUGUCACUAAUUUAAAGUCAACUAUGUUGCCAAAAAUCAGUAGCAAAAGAUCAAUGGAAAUCAACUCUAUUGUUGAGUGCAAGCGUCAAAAGAUUGCUGAAGCAAACAUAGAGUACACCUCAAAUUUUCUUGCCGAUAUUGAGCAGAAGAAAAAGUUUGCAAAUGAACUGUGCAGAUCAAUUUGUUUGUUUCUUGAAUUUGCAAAACCUGCUUACUUGAAAUCUUCUCCACUAAACCCAGAAACCACUAUAACAGCUCUUAGUCUCCUUUGCCUUGCCUUUUCUGCUCACCCACAUUCCAGUUUGUCCUCUAGCAUUUUCCAUCAAAAUCUUUCUUGGAUUCCUUGGAUAUGCAAACAGUUUGCUGCACAGGCAAAGGAUUCAAGCUUACUAGCAUCUGUUUUGCCAACCUAUUUACAAGCUGUUCACAGCAUAUUGUGUCUUCAAGAUCUCGAGUCACGAGAAAAGUUGUUCCAGGAUGAUGAAUUCUUGACUGAUGUUGAAAGAAGCAGCUGCAUAUACCCAAAAUACGUAGAUCUUCUAGAGUUGUUGAAACUGCCUUGGACUUAUAAUUCCAUUAUUGAACAAGCUUGUCAAGUCGGUAAAAUUAAAUGUCUAUGUAUACAAGUUUUCUCAAAGAUUGGUCCUAAACUAAAGGAUGAAAGUGAUUUAGAAGUUCUGGACUUGGCUAUUCAUGAUGAAGAUGAAGAAGUUUGCAUUGAAGCUGUCACAUCAAUGCCAGUCAUUGUAUUAUGCUCUGGUCAGAUAUUUUUUGAGAAAAUGCUCAGAAAACUUGAAUCAGUGGGUUGUACUAGUCCUCGUAUUAGAAGAAGCAUCCUUUUUUCUGUUGGUUACUUGUCAUGUUUAUAUGGGUUUUUAAACUCCCAUGGUGGACAUGAUAUUCCUUGCAAGUUAUUUCUAGGAGAUAAUUAUGACAGACAGAUUUGCACAUCCGAUCUUCUCCUGAGUGGAUUCUGCUGCCCCUCUUGUGACAAAAUAGUGCACAAUAAAGCACAACCUUAUAAUGUCAUAUCUAUGACUAUUUUGCAAAAAGUAGACUUUGAUUGUGAUGAUAAUUUUGUCAAAUUUCAGGCUCAGUUCUUUGAAUUUUUAUAUGAUGAUUCAGUGGAAGAGUUCCAUGAUGUAUGCAUCAAAUUAUUGCCAAGAAUUCUGAGGCAUUCAACCAAAAAUAUUUUGCUAAAGACUAGGUCAAAGUGGAGUGAGUGUAUAGAUUAUCUAGUUCUCCACAAGUCAAAGGGCAUCAGAGAUACAUUUUGUAUGGAGAUAAGUUGUUUCAUUGAAGAUCAUAUUUUUGAUAUAUUGUUUAGUGACUUGGAGGGAAAUAGCAAUGCCAAAGAAACAAGGUUCUUGGAUAAACUUAAUUAUGCUUUGGCAAUAUCUGAGGAUCCUGACAUUUUGGUAACUAUUUUGGAGUCAAUUGCUGCCAUUAUGAAUGCUAGUGACAUACACAGACCCCUGUUCUUUCACUCAUUUAUUUUAUUCAUUGAUCAACUUGAUAGUUGUAAUCAAAUAGUUAAAACGACUGCAUUAAGACUCUUACAUAAGUCUCCACAUUUCUGUCAUAAGGGAGGAUUUGAAUUUGUCCUUUCCAAGAUACCUCACAUUCGUGAUGGAUUAUAUGAAUAUGUCUCUUCAAGGCUUGUGAAUCGCCCUGCCAUGAUCAGAGAAUUUGCAGAGGCUGUUCUUGGGAUAAAGGUUGAAGAACUGAUUGCAAAAAUUGUCCCUUUUGUCAUGCCAAAGCUUGUCAUUUCACACAAGGAUAACAAUCAAGCACUUAUUAUUUUGCAUGAAUUGGCAAGCCAUCUAAGUAUUGAUGUAGUGCCAUUAAUAGUCAAUUGGUUGCCUAAAGUACUUGCUUUUGCACUUCUCCGUGCGGAUGGAGAGGAACUAUCCUCUGUCUUGGAAUUCUAUCAUGUUCAGACAGGAUCUGACAAUAGAGAAUUGUUUGCUGCUGCUUUACCAGCACUUCUGGAUGAACUUUUAUGCUUCUCUGGUGAAGGGGAUACGGAUGAGACUGAACUGAGGACCUCUAGAAUUCCUGUGAUGGUUGAAGAAGUAGCCAAAAUAUUGACUAGUUCUGAUGACCUUCCAAGCUUUCUAAAGAAUCAUUUUGUUGGCCUUUUAAAUAGCAUCGACCGUAAAAUGCUUCACUCUGAAGAUCUCUGGUUGCAGAAACAAGCCUUGAAGCGCAUUGAAAAGUUGAUUGAGAUGAUGGGUCCUUACCUCAGUACACAUGUUCCCAAAAUUAUGGUCCUUUUGAUCUAUGUUAUUGAUAAAGAAGCACUUCAAGCUGAAGGACUCUCAGUCUUACAUUUUUUUAUCAAGCAGCUGGCUAAACUGUCACCAUCUAGCACCAAACAUGUAAUCUCACAGGUUGUAGCUUCAUUUAUUCCAUGUUUGGAGAAAUGCAAAGAAAAUCCUUCUGUUCAUUUAGAUAAAAUUGGGCAUAUCCUUGAAGAUCUUGUUGUUGAGAAUCGGCUUGUACUCAAGCAACAGAUUAGAGAGCUUCCUCUGUUGCCUAGUCUUCCAGCAUUGUCUGAAGUGAACAAAGUCAUACAGGAGGCAAGGGGAUCAACAUCUCUGCACGAUCAGUUGAAAGAUGCUGUUGAUGGUCUUAAUAAUGAAAGUCUAAAUGUAAGAUAUAUGAUGGCAUGUGAGUUAAGCAAACUGUUGAAUUUGAGAAGAGAGGAAGUUACUGCUCUUAUUGCUGAUGAUUCUAUUGUGGAUUUGGAUGUUACAAGCUCCUUAAUUUCCUCACUACUUAGAGGUUGUGCAGAGGAGUCAAGGACUGCAGUUGGCCAACGGUUGAAAUUAGCCUGUGGAGAUUGUUUGGGCGCACUUGGUGCAAUAGACCCAGCUAAAUUUAAGGGAAUUUCUUCUGAGCGCUUUAAAAUUGAAUGCUCUGAUGAUGACUUAAUUUUUGAAUUGAUUCACAAACAUCUUGCCAGGGCAUUCAGAGCUGCUUCUGAUACAAUUGUCCAGGAUUCGGCUGCAUUGGCUAUACAAGAGCUUCUGAAGCUAGCUGGUUGCCAAGCAUCACUAAGUGAGAAUCUUGCAAAUGAAGCUCCUGUUUCACACGAGAAGGGACCUGUUGGCCUGCAGAAUGAGAUUAAUACAAGGGGUCAAAGGUUGUGGGAUCGAUUUUCUAAUUAUGUCAAGGAAAUUAUUGCACCAUGUUUGACUUCAAGGUUUCAACUUCCUGUUGCAAGUGAUUCAACAUUUGCUGGUCCUGUUUAUCGCCCUUCAAUGUCAUUCCGGAGAUGGAUAUUCUUUUGGAUAAGGAAGCUUACUACUCAGACAACUGGUCCACGAUCCAGUAUUUUCAGUGCAUGCCGUGGAAUAGUACGACAUGAUAUGCCGACAGCUGCUUAUUUGCUACCGUAUUUAGUCCUUAAUGUUGUUUGUCAUGGCACACUUGAAGCAAGGCAUAGCAUAACUGAGGAAAUCUUAUCUGUUCUUAAUGCUGCAGCUUUAGGGCACAGUGGAACUACAGUGCAUGGAAUUGCUGGUGGACAGAGUGAAGUAUGCAUACAGGCUGUUUUCACUCUUCUUGAUAAUCUAGGUCAAUGGGUUGAUGAUCUUAAACAAGAAACUGCUCUCUCUCAGACUUCUAAUUCUUCAGCCCCAAGGAAAGUGCUCGGGCUUAAAGUUGAGAGUGAAGCUAUGGUCAAUGUAUCUGGGCUACUAGCGUCCAUUCCAAAAGUUACUCUUGCUAAGGCCUCCUUCACAUGCCAGGCUCAUGCUCGUGCACUGAUGUAUUUUGAAUCACAUGUCCGAGAGAAGUCCGGUUCAUUCAAUCCAGCUGCUGUGAGAAUCAGAUUUAAUAAGUCUGAGGAGUCAAGUUCCACUGAUUCAGAUUAUCUCUUUGGGGAUGAAGACAUAUCAUUUUUGAUGGAGAUCUAUAGUGGUUUAGAUGAGCCUGAUGGCCUCUCUGGUUUGGCUAACUUGAGAAAAACAUCAAAACUGCAAGAUCAACUUCUAAUAAAUGAGAAAGCAGGAAAUUGGGCAGAAGUACUGACGUUAUGUGAACAGGCCUUGCAGAUGGAGCCUUCGUCGGUUCAAAGGCAUUCAGAUUUUCUCAAUUGCUUGCUUAACAUGUGCCACCUUCAAGCCAUGGUUACACAUGUAGAUGGUUUAAUCUCUAGAAUACCACAACAUAACAAGACAUGGUGUAUGCAAGGUGCGCAGGCAGCAUGGAGAUUAGGUAGAUGGGAUCUGAUGGAUGAGUACCUGUCUUCUGCUGAAAAAGAUGUAGCCAGCAAUAUCUCUGAGAGCAUUGCUUCAUUUGAUUUGGGUCUUGCCAAGAUUAUCCAGGCCAUGAUGAAGAAAGAUCAGUUCAUGGUUGCUGAGAGAAUUGCACAAUCAAAACAGUCAUUACUUGUUCCCUUGGCAGCCGCUGGUAUGGAUUCUUAUGUCCGUGCAUAUCCAUACAUAGUGAAACUUCACAUGCUUUGUGAGUUGGAAGAUUAUAGUUCUCUUCUUGGGCAAGGUUCAUUUCUUGAAACAUCCUUCACUUUGGAUGAUCCAAAAUUUAUAAAAAUGACAAAGGAUUGGGAAAAUCGUUUAAGGUUCACACAACCAUCUCUUUGGGCUAGAGAGCCAUUGUUAGCUCUUCGCAGGUUAGUUUUCAGUGCGAAUAAUUUGAGUGCUCAAGUGGGGAACUGCUGGCUUCAGUAUGCAAAGCUUUGUCGUUCUGCUGGUCACUACGAGACUGCCCACCAGGCCAUAUUGGAGGCAUAUGCUUCUGGUGCUCCAAAUGUCCACAUUGAGAACGCUAAACUUCUUUGGUCUACUAGAAAAUCUGAUCAUGCCAUAGCUGAGCUGCAGGCUUUUAUCCCAGAUCCAGAUACUCCAGCCGAUAUACAAGCACCAAAGGAGGAUCGAGAUUUGGCUAAAAUCAUUCUCCUCUACACAAGAUGGAUCCACUAUACAGGUCAAAAGCAGAAAGAGGAGAUUAUGAAAAAUUAUUCUAGAGUAAGGGACCUGCAACCCAAGUGGGAGAAGGGAUACUUUUUCAUGGCAAAAUAUUGUGAUGAUCUUCUUGUUGAUGCCAGGAAACGUCAAGAAGAUAAUCUUGCUUCCCGCACUGCGGGCAGCUCUUUGAAUCCAUCUACUGAAGAGAAGCCAUGGUGGUUGUAUCUACCUGAUGUGUUGCUGUUUUAUGCAAAAGGACUUCACAAAGGGCACAAGAACCUGUUCCAAGCUCUUCCAAGAUUGCUUACACUCUGGUUUGAAUUUGGUAGCAUAUAUCACCGAGAGGGUUCCUCAACCAAUAAGACUAUGAGAACUGUUUUCACAAGGAUCUCAAGUAUUAUGCGGGGUUGUCUGAAGGAUUUGCCAACAUAUCAAUGGCUAACUGUACUAUCUCAACUGGUUUCUCGCAUCUGCCACCAAAAUGAAGAAAUAGUUCGAAUUGUUAAGCACAUAAUUACAUCAGUUCUACAAGAAUACCCACAGCAAGUUCUUUGGAUGAUGGCUGCCGUUUCUAAGUCAGCAGUUGCUGCUAGGCGCGAAGCUGCUGCUGAGAUCAUACAAGCUGCAAGAAGAGGGUCUCGAACUACAAGUGAAAACAGUGGCUUGUUUAUUCAAUUUGCUAGCCUGAUUGAUCACCUCAUUAAGCUGUGCUUUCAUCCUGGACAGCCAAAGUCAAAGACAAUUAAUAUCUCAACUGAAUUUAGUGCCUUGAAAAGAAUGAUGCCGCUAGGAAUCAUAUUGCCAGUCCAGCAGGCUCUUACUGUCACUUUACCCACUUAUGAUACUAGUCUUUCAGAUUCACCUAGUUAUGAUGUCUUUUCAACCUCUAAUCAAGCUACGAUAUCUGGCAUAGCAGACGAGGCUGAAAUCCUUUCUUCGCUUCAACGACCAAAAAAGGUUGUCUUUCAUGGAAGUGAUGGUGUUCAACGUCCAUUCCUCUGCAAACCAAAGGAUGACUUGCGGAAAGAUGCGCGGAUGAUGGAAUUCACCUCGAUGAUUAAUCGUCUCUUAUCCAAAUUCCCUGAGAGUCGCAGAAGAAAGUUAUAUAUCCGUACCUUUGCUGUGAUCCCUCUUACUGAGGAUUGUGGGAUGGUGGAGUGGGUUCCACAUACUCGUGGGCUUCGGCACAUUCUUCAGGACCUCUACAUUUCCAGUGACAAAUUUGAUAGACAGAAGACAAAUCCUAAAAUCAAAAACAUCUAUGACCAGCGCAAGACAUCUGAAGAGGAGAUGUUGAAAUCACAAAUCCUCCCUAUGUUCCCUCCUGUUUUCCACAAAUGGUUCUUGACUACUUUCUCAGAGCCAGCUUCGUGGUUUCGAGCAAGGGUAGCUUAUGCGCAUACCUGUGCUGUUUGGUCCAUGGUUGGGCACAUUGUAGGCCUAGGGGAUAGGCAUGGUGAAAACAUUCUGUUUGACUCGACUACCGGUGACUGUGUCCAUGUUGAUUUCAGUUGCUUGUUUGACAAAGGGUUACUGCUCGAUAAGCCCGAGUUGGUACCUUUUAGGUUAACCCAGAACAUGAUCGAUGGCCUUGGUAUAACGGGAUACAAGGGUGUCUUUAUAAAGGUCUGCGAAAUUACCCUUUCAGUGCUGAGAACAAAUAGAGAAACUUUGAUGAGCGUUCUGGAAACAUUCUUGCAUGAUCCCUUGGUGGAGUGGACAAAAUCACACAAAUCCAGCGGGGUGGAAGUUCAAAAUCCACAUGCACAGAGGGCCAUCAGCAACAUCAAGGCACGCCUCCAAGGAAUCGUGGUUGGUGUUGGAGCCGCACCUUCUUUACCAUUGGCCGUAGAAGGACAAGCCCAGCGUCUCAUCGAAGAAGCCAUCUCUCUCAAAAAUCUCGGCAAGAUGUACAUAUGGUGGAUGGCUUGGUUCUAAAAUUGUUUUUUGGUUUGCUCCAUCGUAGCAAUGGCAAGUAUAAAUCUCCACAACUAUUAAAUCUUCUCUCAUUUUGUACUUUAUUUCUAGAGUUUUAGUGACGACCAACAUAGAUUUUUCACAGGCAUUUUUGAGUAUCACAAGUCCUGUGAACUUUUUCUUUUCUCCUUUUAUUUUGAGUUUCAGAUUAAGUGCUAUAAUCUCAUCUCCUUGUGAAUAUUUUAAUCUUUGUUGAUUCAAUCACUGGAGUCUAUUGAAUGGAACUGUUCUAGUACAACUUCAUUGUUAAA